GCAAAAGGCAACCACAGUAUUGACUUGGUAUUGACACUGACAGUUUUUCAUACUGAAAAGUUCCCACUAGCAUCACCCAAAGCCUAUCAGUGUCACUAUAGGCUCCAACGGAAGCCCGAAUCCCCCAUCCCCUGCCCCUCCCCGCGCAUGCAUGCUAGCAAGUCCAGGAAGAGUUAUAAGGGCAAGUUUGAUAUGUUGGGCAUGGAAGCGAGUGUGGAAGAGAUAUAUGGAUCGGCAUAUGCUUCUGCUGUUUACAUCUCAUCCGUCACGAAGCUUCGAAAGGUUAAGAAGGUGUAUGUGAUCGGGAUGGCAGGGAUCGAGGAAGAGCUGCGGGAAGAAGGCGUAUCGUUUAUCGGCGGAACAAUUGCACCCUUGACCCUAUUCUCACUAUCAAACUUCUCACUCGACCCAGACGUUCAAGCUGUACUUUGCGGUUUGGACCUCAGCGUAAAUUAUACCAAGCUAUCAAAAGCAUUCCAAUACCUCACACGAAACCCCUGCUGCCGAUUCCUAGUCACAAAUGAAGACAGUACAUUCCCGAGCACAGAUGGACUCUUGCCUGGAGCUGGAGCUAUCAGCGCUUCAUUACGCUUUGCGCUGGAGAAGGAUCCGAUAAGUAUCGGAAAACCCGCAAAGACGAUGUUGGAUUGUAUCCAAGCCAAGGUGAACUUCGAUCCGAAACGCACGAUAAUGGUUGGGGAUCGCUUGAACACUGAUAUUUUAUUCGGGCAAGCUGGGGGCCUGGUAACGUUCCUCGUCCUGACGGGCAUCACAUCGAAGCAAAAUAUCACCGGCCCAGAUGCGUCACCAAUAGUACCCGACUACGUCACCCAGUCUAUCGGAGAUCUUCGCGUCCUCAACGGAAAAUAGUUUUAGUCUUCUCCCAUGCAUAGAAG
Molecule: messenger RNA, 896 nt
Organism: Suillus paluster
Lineage: Eukaryota; Fungi; Basidiomycota; Agaricomycetes; Boletales; Suillaceae
Product: HAD-like domain-containing protein
Exons: 6
Coding region: 148-870 (240 amino acids)
Molecular function (GO): phosphoglycolate phosphatase activity; alkaline phosphatase activity
Source: RefSeq, a predicted model, not a curated record